UGAUUAAAUCUGAUCAUGCUUUCGACUUAAUCACAUUAGAAGAUUGAGAUAUUAAGAGCCCUGUUUUAGAGGGCAUUACAAAAGGUUGCACUGCUGUAGAAGCGGACUGGGAAAGUUAACGUGAGCAGUGGCUGGAGAGCCUCUCCCACGAACUCUCCAGUGAAUGAGUUGACUUUAUCCCAGGACAAGACAAACGACAGCAGUCCAGAAUGGAUGAGCUAACGGAUAAAGACCGGUUGAAAAUGGAGAUAGAGCAACUUCGUAAAGAAAUACCGUUAGAGAGGAUGUUGGUGUCUAAAUGUGCGGAGGAACUGAAGGAUUACAUUGAAUCGCAAUCUGCAGAAGAUCCUUUGGUAAAGGGAAUUCCUGAGGACAAAAAUCCCUUCAAGGAGAAGGGUGGCUGUGUCAUAUCAUAAAUCGGACAGAACUGGGAUACCCUCAGAGCAUCAUGGUAUUUUCUAAAGUUUAAUGCCCAUUAGUAUAACAAAACCCCAUAGAUGCUAAACCUGGAAGUUGGAAAAAUGGAGUCAUUUUGCGUGACAUCUUCAAGUUGUUUUUGAAAUUAAAAAGCAUUUCAGCACCAGCUGCAAAAUAAACGUAGUUUUGGCAAAUUCUA
Stegostoma tigrinum is the source of this 616-nucleotide messenger RNA. It is a transcript of the gene gngt1, whose product is annotated as guanine nucleotide binding protein (G protein), gamma transducing activity polypeptide 1. Gene Ontology annotation, biological process: G protein-coupled receptor signaling pathway. Gene Ontology annotation, cellular component: heterotrimeric G-protein complex. The record is from RefSeq and is a predicted model, not a curated record. Lineage: Eukaryota; Metazoa; Chordata; Chondrichthyes; Orectolobiformes; Stegostomatidae. The coding region runs from base 210 to 416 and encodes 68 amino acids. Gene Ontology annotation, molecular function: G-protein beta-subunit binding. The transcript is spliced from 3 exons.